GACUGACUGACAGUCUCGGCUGUCACGACUGUCACAUGCUUGUCAUCAUUUGUCAUAUUCGUUCGUAGAAAUGGCUGCGGAGUUGUUGUUUGUCCCUUUUAAAAAGUCUUCAGACGUAGAUAUUGUGAAACCAUUGCGGAACUUGAUAAAUUCGACAUAUAACACCGGUGACCACCAUGAGGAUUACACAGAAGCGCUGAACGAGCUAAGCCGUCUGAGAGCCAACGCCAUUUGGAAAGUGUUCGAGAAGACGUCGCUGGAUAUUAUCUACAACUACCAUGACCAGCUGGCGUCUCUGGAGGCGAAGGUGCCGCCGCAGGAGGUGCAGAUCCCCUUCAAGUGGAAGGAUGCCUUCGACAAGGGCUCUUUAUUCGGCGGCCGGAUGAGUCUCACAAUAAGCUCGCUGGCGUACGAGCGCAUGUGCAUCCUGUUCAACAUCGCCGCCAUGCAGAGCCUGAUCGCGUCGCAGCAGCCCGUCGAGACGGAGGAGUCGCUCAAGCAGGCCGCCAAGCUGUUCCAGCAAGCGGCCGGCGUGUUCCUGUACCUGAAGGCCAACAUCAUGAUGGCCGUGCACCAGGAGACCACGCCCGACCUGCACCCCGAGACGCUGGACGCGCUCGCCAAGCUCAUGCUCGCGCAGGCGCAGGAGGUGAUCGCCUUCAAGUGUAUCCGCGACGAGAUGAAGGACAGCAUGGUGGCGAAGGUGUGCGCGCAGUGCGAGGAGCUGUACACGGACGCGCUGCGCGCCAUGCAGAAGGACCAGCUCAAGUCGCUGUGGGAGCGCGACUGGCUGCUCGUGAUGGCGUCCAAGCAGCAGGCGUUCCGCGGGCUCGCGCAGCUGCACCAGGCGCAGGUCUGCCACGCCGCCAAGAGCGUGGGCGAGGAGAUCGCGCGCCUCGCGCUGGCGGAGGAGCUGCUCCGCGGCGCCGCGCGGGGCGGCGGCUGGCUCGGCGAGCAGGCGGCGCGGGCCGCGCGGGCGCUGGCGGCGGCGCGGCGCGACAACGACUUCAUCUACCACGAGCGCGUGCCCGAGCCCGCCGCGCUGGAGCCGCUGGCGCGCGCCGCCGUGGCCAAGGCGCUGCCGCCGCCGCCGCGCUGGGGCGCCGCGCGGGACCUGUUCGCGGCGCUGGUGCCGCACGCCGUGCACGCGGCGCUGCAGGCGGCCGCCGCGCGCCGCGCCGACCUGGUGGCGCGCGAGGUGGCCGCGCUGCGCGACGCCACGCAGCUGCUCAACGCCGUGCUGGCCGAGCUCAGCCUGCCCGCCUGCCUGGAGGGCGCCGACGCGGGCGCGCUGCCCGACAGCAUCCGCGCGCGCGCGCAGGCCGUGCGCGACGCCGGCGGCCUGCCCGAGCUCAGCCGCCUCAUGGCCGAGCUGCCCGAGCUGCUGCAGCGCAACCGCGACAUCCUCGAUGAGGCGGAGCGCAUGCUGCGCGAGGAGGCGGAGGCGGACAGCGCGCUGCGGCAGCAGUUCGGCGCGCGCUGGGCCCGCACCGAGUCCGCCAAGCUCACCGACGCCUUCCGCGCCAACGCCGACAAGUACCGCCAGAUCAUCGACAACGCCGUGCGCGCCGACGCCAUCGUGCAGCAGAAGCUGGCGCAGCACCGCGACAACAUCGCGCUGCUGGGCGGCAGCGAGCAGGAGCUCAGCGCCGGCGUGCCCGACGCGCCCGAGCGCGACCGCGACGCCGGCGCGCCCGACGCCGUGCAGCGCCUGCGCCAGCUCUGCGCCGACGUGGAGGAGCUCAAGGCCGAGCGCGACGCCAUCGAGGCCGAGCUCAAGGACACCACCGUGGACCUGCGCGAGCGCUUCCUGGCGGCGCUGGCGGCCGACGGCGCCGUGGACGAGCCCGCGCUGUCGGCCGGCGCGCUGGGCGCCGCGCUGGCGCCGCUGCAGCGCCGCGCCGCCGCCACGCUGGCGCGCCAGGCCGAGCUGCUGGCGGCGCUGCAGGCCGCGCACUCCGCGCUCACGGCCGCGCGGGGCGGCGCCUCGGGCCGCGACGCCGCGCUCGGCCGCCUCGCCGCCGCCGCCGACGCCUUCCAGGAGCUCACCGCCAACCUCAACGAGGGCAUCAAGUUCUACAACGACCUCACGCAGCUGCUGGUGGCGUUCCAGAACAAGGUGUCGGACUUCUGCUUCGCGCGGAAGACGGAGAAGGACGAGCUGCUGAAGGACCUGACGCAGGAGGCGUCGCGCGGCUCCGUGCGGCCCGCGCCCGCGCCGCCGCAGCACCACACCGCCGCAGAGCAGCCGAGCGCGCGUCGCGAGCCGCCCCGCGCCCCCGCCCCCGCGGCCGCGCCCGGCUCGGCCCCGCCGCCGCCCCCGGCUCGGCCCCCGCCGCCGCCCCCGGCUCGGCCCCCGCCGCCGCCGCGUCGCUGCCCUACCCGCAGCAGCCGCAAGGCAUGCCGGUGCCGUACGGCGCGGGCGCCGCCUACCCGUACUACGGCGCGCCCGUGCCGCAGCUGUACAACCCGUACGCCACGCUGCCCUACCCCAGCCACGCGCGCAUGCCGCCGCCGCAGCCCUACCAGCCCUACCAGUACCCCGCGCCCGCGCCCUUCGCGCCGCAGCCGCCGCCCGCCGGCUACAACCCCUACCCGCCGCAGUAGUGCGCGCGCACCUGCUCCUUGCAUUUCAAACGCAUGCACUGGCUGGCUCAGACCACCAAAUAUCAUAAUAUCAUUUAUCUAUAUUUUUUUUUUUAUUAUAAAAUGAAUUUGAGAUGAGAGGGAAUUGUGAUGUAAAUGAGAUAAAUUAUUUAACAUUGUUAUACUUGUAUAAUCUCGGUCGUCACUCCGACGUAAUAGUUUGUAAUAAGGAAUAAAGUACGCAUGUUAGAUAUGAAGUUAUGCUUUUGAAGGAGACACGUAUAGUAUUAAGGAUAUGCCGCGCGGGAAGGUGUGGACCGCCGCAAGCCGGCGCCGGGACGUCGCCCGCGCACGCUGGUGCUUUAUAAGAAUAUAUUUCUCACUGGUAAACAGCAACCUCAUUUAUAACUAUGUAAAAAAAUAUAUUUGUUAUUAUUUUCGUAAAUAAAAUGUGGAAGAGACAAUUUUUUUAA
Helicoverpa armigera (cotton bollworm) is the source of this 3059-nucleotide messenger RNA. RefSeq names its product ALG-2 interacting protein X (gene ALiX). The transcript is spliced from 10 exons. The coding region runs from base 71 to 2713 and encodes 880 amino acids. Lineage: Eukaryota; Metazoa; Arthropoda; Insecta; Lepidoptera; Noctuidae. Gene Ontology annotation, cellular component: endosome. Gene Ontology annotation, molecular function: protein binding. Gene Ontology annotation, biological process: multivesicular body sorting pathway; mitotic cytokinesis. The record is from RefSeq and is a predicted model, not a curated record.